Molecule: messenger RNA, 7151 nt
Organism: Centrocercus urophasianus (Greater sage-grouse)
Lineage: Eukaryota; Metazoa; Chordata; Aves; Galliformes; Phasianidae
Gene: STAG2
Product: stromal antigen 2
Exons: 34
Coding region: 1515-5273 (1252 amino acids)
Biological process (GO): sister chromatid cohesion
Cellular component (GO): nucleus; cohesin complex; chromatin
Molecular function (GO): chromatin binding
Source: RefSeq, a predicted model, not a curated record
AAGGCACUGGGGGCAGCUGAGGGCCUGCCUCCCAUAGCACCAUGGAGCGGCAUGGUGGGGAAGCCGUGCUGGCAGGGCAGCCUGCAGGGCAGGGGUGCUGGAUGUUUUGUCCUGGUGUGGUAUGUUUGGCAGGGAGACCUUUGGGUAGGCUUUGCUGUGUUAUGUCUGUGUCGCUGAAGAGUUUGUUUUAGUAUGUUUUUUAUAAAGGUUCUUUCCACCAUUCGACUCUUUCACCAUUCUGUCAAUGGUUUUUGCAUCUAAACAUUAGUCCAGUGCCAUCAGUUGGCUUUUUAUAUUUGAAAAAAAACACCUGUUUCCAACAGGUCAGAUAUCUGCAGUUUGAGGAGGAGCCUUGAGAUGUAACAUGACUCAUAAUAAGGUCUGAUAUUUAUUUGUGUUGUACAGUGAGAACUUCUGGGAGCUGGAGAUUCAGAAUGUGAAUUCAUACAAAAUUUUAUUGGAAUCUGUUUUCUUUGAACUCACUUUUCUCAUGUUGUGGUUCAUGAGAUCUGGUCAGGUUGGAUCUUUUGGAGAGUAAACAUGGAGUUAGAGAAGCUCCUGAACAAGGCCCUCGUUCAGAUGCAGAUGAAUUUGGUGCUGGUGCUGGCUUGUUCGUGUUGGGAGACUUGAGGGACUGUUAUCUGAGCAGUCAAACGUUUUCUUAGGUAUCAGUGCAAAAGCUGCCUUCUGUUCACGUUCGUUCAGUUUGGUGGCCAGGAUCAAGUCCUAAAUGUGUUACAGCACUGCUGCGUUUCACAGUGCUGUGUUUUUAGUAUUUGUUUAUUUCCAAGCUUUGCGCUAUUAAGGAAACCACAGAUGGGCGAGGUACUGGGUGGAAAAGAAGGCACGUGAGGCUCCCUGCCUUCAUCUCACUGAGUGCCCUGGACUGAAUGGAGCUGAGGAGGUCUGGCACCUGGCUUUGGAGAAGGGGACGUGGAAAAAUGGGGUCCUGGAGGGCUCUUAGGUAGCCCUUUGUAUUUCAGUGACAGCUCUUUUCUGGUCUUCACUGGCUGCAGUCAUUUGGAGAAGCACAAUCUGCUUUUUAAACCAAUUUAUUCCAAUGAGUGUAGAAAUAAGGUGCACAUGGACUCACAUUUGUAUGCUGUUACUUCAUCUUAUUGCAACGUCAGGUGGAAAUUAAAAGUUCACUGCCUUGCAACUGCUGUGUAGCCCUGGAUGUACUUUAUUGUUUGCUCUGUUGUGUUCUGUGUUUGUUUUGUUUUGCUGUAGGUUGCUAUAACUUUCACUGAGGGAAGAAGUAUUUUUUGUAAAAGAGCAUAAGAGAAUGACUGGAAGAACGUGUAGACGUGAGAAGACUGGCAUACACAGGAGGACUGACUGAUCUGUGAUUGAGAAGUGACAGUGCCCACUGGAAGCCAAGUGUCUGGAGAGGAAAGCAUGCCUGGCUUUUUGAAGUUGACUGCUACAAAGGAAGAAAGGAAAGUAAGCUUGUGCUUCAGCCUGGUUUUUGAAUAUCUUUCUAAUACAGUGGUGUUCCAGAAGAUGAUAAAGAAAUGAUAGCAGCUCCAGAAAUACCAACUGAUUUUACUCUCCUCCAGGAGUCUGAAACACACUUCUCUUCCGAUACAGACUUUGAGGAUAUUGAAGGAAAAAACCAAAAACAAGGCAAAGGAAAAACCUGUAAAAAAGGUAAAAAAGGACCUGCAGAAAAGGGGAAAAGUGGAAACGGAGGAGGGAAACCUGGUGGUCCAAAUCGGAUGAAUGGACAUCACCAACAGAAUGGUGUGGAAAACAUGAUGCUGUUUGAAGUAGUUAAAAUGGGCAAAAGUGCUAUGCAGUCUGUGGUGGAUGACUGGAUAGAGUCAUACAAACAUGACAGGGAUAUAGCACUUCUUGAUCUCAUCAACUUUUUCAUUCAGUGUUCGGGUUGCAAAGGAGUUGUUACAGCUGAGAUGUUCCGACACAUGCAGAAUUCUGAAAUAAUCCGGAAAAUGACAGAAGAAUUUGAUGAGGACAGUGGAGAUUAUCCUCUAACUAUGGCUGGUCCCCAGUGGAAGAAGUUUAAAUCCAGUUUUUGUGAGUUCAUUGGAGUACUCGUCCGACAAUGUCAAUAUAGCAUCAUAUAUGAUGAAUAUAUGAUGGAUACUGUCAUUUCACUGCUCACGGGGCUGUCAGACUCACAAGUCAGAGCGUUUCGGCACACUAGCACGCUGGCAGCUAUGAAGCUGAUGACUGCUUUAGUGAAUGUGGCGUUAAAUCUUAGUAUUAACAUGGACAACACACAACGGCAGUACGAAGCAGAACGAAAUAAAAUCAUUGGGAAGCGUGCUAAUGACAGGCUGGAACUCUUACUACAGAAAAGAAAGGAGCUUCAGGAAAAUCAGGAUGAAAUAGAGAACAUGAUGAAUGCAAUAUUUAAAGGUGUUUUUGUGCAUAGAUACCGUGAUGCAAUUGCUGAAAUAAGAGCUAUCUGUAUUGAAGAAAUCGGAAUAUGGAUGAAGAUGUACAGUGACGCCUUUCUCAAUGACAGCUACUUAAAAUAUGUAGGGUGGACUAUGCAUGAUAAGCAAGGGGAAGUAAGACUGAAAUGCCUAACUGCUCUGCAAGGGCUUUACUAUAAUAAAGAGCUUAAUUCCAAAUUGGAACUCUUCACCAGUCGAUUCAAGGAUAGAAUUGUGUCUAUGACUCUUGACAAAGAAUAUGAUGUUGCAGUCCAAGCAAUAAAAUUACUCACUCUUGUUUUACAGAGUAGUGAAGAAGUUCUGACUGCAGAAGACUGUGAAAAUGUCUACCAUCUGGUUUAUUCAGCUCAUCGGCCAGUAGCAGUUGCCGCAGGGGAAUUUCUUUAUAAAAAGCUUUUCAGCCGCAGAGAUCCUGAAGAUGAUGGAAUACUUAAAAGGAGGGGAAGACAAAGUCCAAAUGCUAAUCUUGUGAAGACAUUAGUGUUCUUCUUUUUGGAAAGUGAAUUGCAUGAACAUGCUGCUUACCUAGUGGACAGCAUGUGGGACUGUGCAACAGAUCUCUUGAAAGACUGGGAAUGUAUGAAUAGUCUUCUGCUGGAGGAACCUCUCAAUGGAGAAGAGCCUUUAACAGAUAGACAGGAGAGUGCACUGAUUGAAAUAAUGCUGUGUACAAUUCGACAAGCAGCUGAAUGUCAUCCUCCUGUGGGAAGAGGAACGGGGAAAAGGGUGCUGACAGCGAAGGAAAAGAAAACCCAGUUGGAUGACAGAACGAAAAUUACAGAACUUUUUGCAGUGGCUCUUCCACAGUUGUUAGCAAAGUAUUCUGUAGAUGCUGAAAAAGUCACCAACUUGCUGCAGUUGCCACAGUACUUUGAUUUGGAAAUUUAUACAACAGGGCGACUAGAAAAGCAUUUGGAUGCCUUACUGCGACAAAUCCGGGACAUUGUGGAGAAGCACACAGACAUCGACGUUCUGGAAGCCUGUUCAAAAACGUACCAUGCUCUCUGUAAUGAAGAGUUCACAAUCUUUAACAGGGUUGAUAUUGCAAGAAGUCAGUUAAUAGAUGAGCUGGCAGACAAGUUUAAUCGACUUCUUGAAGACUUCCUACAAGAGGGGGAAGAACCUGACGAAGAUGAUGCUUAUCAGGUCUUGUCAACAUUGAAGAGAAUCACUGCUUUCCACAAUGCCCAUGACCUGUCAAGAUGGGAUUUGUUUGGCUGCAACUACAAGUUACUGAAAACUGGCAUUGAAAAUGGAGACAUGCCAGAACAGAUUGUUAUUCAUGCACUGCAGUGCACUCAUUAUGUAAUCCUUUGGCAGCUAGCAAAAAUUACUGAAAGCAGUUCCACAAAGGAGGAUCUUCUACGUCUGAAGAAGCAGAUGAGAGUGUUCUGUCAAAUUUGUCAACACUACCUGACCAAUGUAAACACUGCUGUUAAGGAACAGGCUUUCACAAUUCUGUGUGAUGUUUUGAUGAUCUUCAGCCAUCAGAUUAUGACAGGAGGACGUGACAUGCUGGAACCACUUGUUUACACUCCUGAUUCUUCACUGCAAUCUGAGCUACUCAGUUUUAUUUUAGAUCAUGUCUUCAUUGAUCAGGAUGAUGAUAAUAAUAGUGCAGAUGGACAGCAGGAUGAUGAAGCUAGUAAAAUUGAAGCAUUGCACAAAAGAAGAAAUCUACUUGCAGCUUUCUGUAAACUCAUUGUAUAUACUGUGGUGGAAAUGAAUACUGCUGCAGACAUUUUCAAGCAAUAUAUGAAGUAUUACAAUGACUACGGUGAUAUUAUUAAAGAAACAAUGAGUAAAACAAGACAGAUAGACAAAAUCCAGUGUGCUAAAACACUUAUCCUUAGCUUGCAGCAGCUUUUCAAUGAAAUGAUUCAAGAAAAUGGUUAUAAUUUUGACAGAUCAUCACCGGCAUUCAGCGGCAUAAAGGAGCUUGCUCGACGUUUUGCUUUAACAUUUGGACUGGAUCAAUUGAAAACAAGAGAAGCUAUUGCUAUGUUACACAAGGAUGGCAUAGAAUUUGCCUUUAAGGAGCCUAAUCCACAAGGUGAGAGCCACCCACCUCUGAAUUUGGCAUUUCUUGAUAUUCUGAGUGAGUUUUCCUCCAAACUUCUCAGACAAGACAAAAGAACAGUGUAUGUUUACUUGGAGAAGUUUAUGACCUUUCAGAUGUCCCUACGAAGAGAAGAUGUGUGGCUUCCUCUCAUGUCCUACAGAAACUCUUUAUUAGCUGGUGGGGAUGAUGAUACUAUGUCAGUAAUUAGUGGAAUUAGCAGUCGAGGAUCUACAGUAAGAAAUAAGAAAACAAAGCCAGCAACAGGGAAGCGGAAAGUACCUGAAGCUGAAGAAAGCAGCAGUAGUGACAGUAUGUGGAUGAACAGGGAGCAGACAAUGCACACACCAGUCAUGAUGCAGACACCUCAGCUUACUUCCACAAUAAUGAGGGAGCCCAAGAGAUUGCGACCCGAAGAGAACUAUAUGGGUGUCUAUCCUAUGCAGCCUGAACACCACCAAGCUCCACUGGAUUACAAGCAACAGGAAGAAGCCGCACGACAACAACAGGAGAGGGCAGCGAUGAACUACGUCAAGCUGAGAACCAACUUGCAACAUGCUAUUCGGCGUGGCACAAGUCUAAUGGAAGACGACGAAGAGCCAAUUGUGGAAGAUGUGAUGAUGUCAUCAGAAGGGCGAAUUGAAGAUCUCAAUGAAGGCAUGGAUUUCGACACCAUGGACAUAGACCUACCACCAUCGAAGAACAGGAGAGAAAGAACGGAACUAAAACCAGAUUUCUUUGACCCCGCUUCGAUCAUGGAUGAAUCGGUUCUUGGGGUGUCAAUGUUUUAAUACCAGAGCAGCAAAUAAAUCAGUGGUGAAGUCAUUUUCUAAGUGGAAGAGGAAGUUUUUUCAAUACAAAAUUGUGGUAGAUACAGUGAAAUUCUGAACAGAUUUUUCUCUAAGGAGAAUGACAUGCUUUCAAGAUCAAGUGCAUUGAAGGGGCAGUUUUGUUUGCCUGCAAAAAAAAAAAAAAAAAAAAAAAAAGAAAUGUAAAGGACAAGUAAACAAUUUGAGGAUAAGCUACACUUUUUGUUGGAAAAAUCAAUAUUUUAUUUAUGUGCUACCAGUUUAUUUCCGGAUCACAAGAAGUAUUCCCUCUUAGUUUUAACCUAACAGUCUGAGAGGUGUUUGGUACAGAUUUGAGCUCCUCUCUUCAUCCAUUUGCUGGCUAUGGUAAAUAAGCACGAGCUCUGCUGGAUUGCCGUUCCAUCCACGAGGCGCAGUGAUAGUUGGAUUGGUUUUCUUGUGGCCAUAGAGCCAGAAGAGUGUCAGUAUUUCAAAUUAAACACAAACUUCAGCUUGUGUGGGUUAUGAAAGCGUUUUGUGGAGCAGAAUUAUAACCGCUUUUUGAUCUAAAACACUUUUAUUCCAAAAGCUUCAUGCUAGCCUUCUCAGAAAGGUCCAGAAACUACGAGUGACCAGAAGGUAACAGGUCUCAGUCAUGCUUGCCCAUUUCCAACCCUGAAAGUUUGCUUGUCCUUUAAGAAAAAUGUAAUGUUGUGAAAUUCCUUCCAGUAGUGCCACUGUAUUUUGUCUCCAAAUAAAAGAAGCUUAUUGUAGUAUGUUUGCAGAAAAAUUCUAAACAAAAAUUAUACAGCUUAUUAGAGUGUGGGAAUAGGGAUCUAAAUUUUAAAUAAAAUUAUAUAUAUAUAUAAAUUGGUGCUGAUUUUAUAAUUGCGCAGUUUGUUUAGUUUUUUCUUACUUUUAAAUUCCAACUUAAAAUUAUGAGGUUUCAGAAAUAUAUUGAAAGUUUAACAAUGUUUAAAAAUAGAAGAGCAUGAGAAGUCAUGCUUUAAAAAUGAUUUUUAAAUUUGUAUUUUAUAUUGUUUUAUCUAUCUGUCUUUGCAAGCAGUCUUCAGGUUAAAGAUACUUCUAACAGGUUACAGUACAUUUCCUCUGUAUGUAAAUUAGAUUGGAUAAUAGAAAUUCAUAAACAACCCAUAAUCUUCUUUGAAAGCUAAGCUUUAAACUUCAUUUUGUGUCCAUUCACAAAUAAAUUAAAUUUGGUCUAAAACAGAGAGUGGAUUUAUGCCAUUUUGACAUCGACUCAUUUUGCAAGGCUUAGGCAGCUAGACAUCAUUUUAAAGGAAAUAUUAACUUAUAUUACAUAUGUAUAUUUUUUGUCAGUUGUCUCUCAGUUCUCCAGGUAUAUUAUUUUAAUCAUUCCAUGCCUUAAUACGCUUGCAAUACAAGGAUCUCCCAAACGGGCGAACACAAAAAGGCUUCCUGUUUUUAGACUUGGAAAUCAAACAUCGGGCUGUGGUAGCCAAAAACCAUAGGGUGUCUAAAGGAUCACGAUGAAAUGUAAUUAUUUUACUAAAUCACGGGAUAACGACAAACUCGGAACUAGGCCUGCCUAACUCAUUCUGCAUAAAUAAAUACUCAUGUCUAAAAGUACUGCCUAUAUUGUUUUUCACACCACUGCAUUUAAUAGAACUGCUGAGAGGACUGUAUAUAUGAUUUUAAACUUAAGUUGAUUUUUCUUACUCUUGAAGGAGUGUUUCUUUGUGAAAGCAGUUCUUACAGCUUUGUUUUCAACCAGCUAAAAAUGUUUUAUAUAUUUACCUUAACCUGUUGUCCUCCACAUUCUAUUGUCCUAAUUGUACUGUUUUCUGAUUUGUAUUUAUGUCUUGAGACAGUAACUUUUUGAAUAAAAAUAAACCUGCA